Molecule: messenger RNA, 1815 nt
Organism: Empidonax traillii (willow flycatcher)
Lineage: Eukaryota; Metazoa; Chordata; Aves; Passeriformes; Tyrannidae
Gene: SDC3
Product: syndecan 3
Exons: 5
Coding region: 70-1347 (425 amino acids)
Biological process (GO): cell migration
Cellular component (GO): membrane; cell surface
Source: RefSeq, a predicted model, not a curated record
CCUUCCCCGCCCCCGCCGCCGCCUCCCGCCGCCUCCCGCCGCCGCCGCCACCGUCCUUGCGGCAGGAAGAUGCCCGGGGAGGUGCCGCCGCCGGCGCCCCGGGGGCUGCGGAGCCUCCCGGUGCCGCUCCUGCUGCUGCUGCUGCUGCUCAGCGCCCGCACCGCGCUGGCUCAGCGCUGGCGCAAUGAGAACUACGAGAGGCCCGUGGACCUGGAGGGCUCUGGGGACGAUGAUCCCUUUGGGGAUGAUGAGCUGGAUGACGUCUACUCUGGCUCAGGCUCGGGCUACUUUGAGCAGGAGCUGGGGCUGGAGACAGCCAUGAGCCUCCCCACGGACACGUCCGUGCCGCCACCCACCACCGUGGCUGCGCUGCCCGUCACCGCCGUGCAGCCCGUGGCCACCCCCUUUGAGCCGUCCCCCACCCAGGACACCACCCCAGGGCAGACCACGAGCGUCCUCUACAUCCCCAGGACCACAGACACCCCAGUGGUGCCCAGCUGGAAAGCCGCCACCACCACCAGCACCACCACCAGCACCACCAGCACCACUCCCAGAGCCCCCCCGACCACCAUGGCGACCACCACGACCACCACAACCACCACCGAGGCCACCACCACCACCAGCACCACCGUGGCCACGGCCAAGCCCACCACCAUCAGGAGGUUCUUGCCUCCCUUGGCCACCAAGGCAGCCACCACCCGGGCCACCACCCUGGAGACUCCCACCACGGCCGCCCCCGAGACCAGCACCCCCACGGAGGUGGCCACGUCACGCCUCGUCCCCACCGGCACGGCCAGGCCCAGGUCCCUGCCCAGACCCACCAGCUCCAGGACUGCAGAGCUCACAGAAAAAAGCACUGCCUUGCCACCCGCUCCGGCCACGCUGCCACCCACAGAACCCCCCCAGGUGGAGCCAGGGGAGGUGACGACAGCCCUGGACAACGAGCUGGAGGUCCCGGUGAGCAGCGGCCCCAGCGGGGACUUUGAGAUCCGGGAGGAGGAGGAGGAGACGACCCGUCCCGACCUGGGGAACGAGGUGCUGGCCGUGGUGACCCCCCCGGCGGGCCCCGGGCCCGGCAGGAACGCAGACACCGGGCUGAUCGACAACACGAUAGACUCGGGCAACUCUGCUGCUCAGCUGCCCCAGAAAAACAUCCUGGAGAGGAAAGAGGUGUUGAUAGCCGUGAUCGUGGGCGGCGUGGUGGGCGCUCUCUUCGCUGCCUUCCUGGUCAUGUUGCUCAUCUACCGGAUGAAGAAGAAGGACGAGGGCAGUUACACCCUGGAGGAGCCCAAACAAGCCAACGUGACCUACCAGAAGCCCGACAAGCAGGAGGAGUUCUACGCAUAGAAGGAGAGCCGGCGUGCCUCGCCCUCCCUCCCUCCCUCCCUCCCCAAACUCGCCCUCCUCCUCUACUUCAUCCAGUCUCUCCUCUUUCCCUCUCUCUUUCCCUCUCUUUUCUGUUUUUUUUUUUUUUUUUUUUUUUGGAUCAGACUGUGAAUUUGAAAAAGCAAAACCCGCAACAGCUGAAGGAGAACACCCAUCUGUGGCGUGGCGAGCCAUCGGGUGCCCGGAGCAUCGGCGAGCCCGGAGCGAGCACCUCCCUCCUUCCUGCUGCUGGGAUGGACAGGGCAGGGAGCCAGUGCCAAGGCAGCCGUGCCCAGGAGCGCCCUGCAGAGCGCAGGGCAGGGUGGCCAGGCUGCCCACAGCCACUGGAGGUCAACUGGACUUUUCCCAACACAACGGACUCUGGGAUCCGGACACCUUCUCCCAGCCCCAGGGCGCAGGGGGGUUGGUUUGGAUUUACCUUCCUUAUUU